AUGAUUUUGGCUCCGGCUGGGAUCGUUGGAUCAAUCCUCCUAGUAUUGAAUGCACAACUCGGCCUGACUAAAGUCGUUUUCUCGCCGAGCAGCUAUGACUGGUCGGACUACAAGUAUAAACAUGCCUUGUCAUCGACAAUGCAACUCCCUGAGGGCACUCCGGUAGGUAUCCCGACGGUACAAUUUGCCUUUCCAGCAGAGUCGGCACAGGAGUCAGCAACUCGGAAGACACGUCAGAAGGCUGUACUGGACACGUUCACAAAAGGUUGGGCCAGCUAUUGGGGGUAUGCCUGGAAGCGUGAUGAGUUAGCGCCUCUCUCGGGGACGGGCAAGGACACUUUCGGAGGAUGGGCUGCCACACUGGUCGACGCGCUCGACACGCUAUGGAUCAUGGGACUGAAGGACGAAUUCUACGAAGCUGCAGGCGAAGCAGCAAAAAUUGACUGGGCAGUCACCGAGGACACGUCGGUCAACAUGUUCGAGACCAACAUUCGGCAUCUGGGCGGUCUUCUGGCAGCAUACGAUCUCAGCCGCGAGCCUGCGUUGCUGUCAAAAGCGAUUGAAUUGGGAGACAUACUGUGGGCUGGCUUCGACACGCCAACUCAUCUCCCACCUUUCAUGUUCGACUUCAAGCAGGCUAAGAAUGGCAAGCUGGUCCUGGAGGACAACCAAAGUUCGGCGGCUAUCGGCUCUUUCGCUCUGGAAUUCACUCGUCUUGCCCAAGUUUCAGGAGACUCCAAGUACUACGACGCAAUUGCGCGCGUUACGUCGUUGUUCGUCAGCAAUCAGUUGAAGACGAACUUGCCUGGCAUGUGGCCAAUGUUUAUCAAUGCUCGAAAGGGCACCUUUGAGCAGACUGCUUUCACUCUUGGUGCGGUAGCAGACUCUUUCUACGAGUACCUACCCAAGAUGCACUACUUGUUAGGCGGCCAGGAACCUGCUUACGAGGAAGCAUACAGAGACGCCAUGGAGACCGCAAUCAAAAGUCUACUAUUCAGACCGAUGCUACCAGACAAGGACGACAUCUUGGUCGCAGGCUCAGCAGCCGUUGCUGGGGGCAAAGCUACACUCAACGCCAAAAAUGAGCAUCUGGGCUGCUUCGCGGGAGGAAUGUUUCUGCUGAGUGGCAAGCUUUUUGACAUAUCCGAGCACGUCGACAUCGGCACGAAGUUAACGAAUGGCUGCAUCUACAGCUACGAUGCCUUUCCGACUGGAAUUAUGCCAGAGAUCUCCCAGAUGCAUCCAUGUCCUUCCUUUGAGGAGUGCGAGUACGAUGCAAGCAAGUUCACCGACACUACCUUGCCCAAAGGCUUUACAGCCGUUGGUGACCCAAAGUACAUCCUGCGACCAGAGGCGAUAGAGUCUGUCUUCUACCUGUAUCGAAUCACAGGCGACUCAAAGCUGCAGGAUGUUGCGAGUGUACUGGUUGAAGGCAAGCCCGCGCAGGAAGAUUCAAUGGAAAGCUUCUGGUUCGCAGAGACAUUGAAGUACUUCUACCUCAUCUUCUCGCCGCCGGACACCAUCAGCCUCGACGACUGGGUAUUCAAUACGGAAGCACAUCCUUUCAGGCGGCCGAAGUGA
Messenger RNA from Cyphellophora attinorum, 1581 nucleotides. RefSeq names its product Endoplasmic reticulum mannosyl-oligosaccharide 1,2-alpha-mannosidase. The transcript is spliced from 2 exons. Lineage: Eukaryota; Fungi; Ascomycota; Eurotiomycetes; Chaetothyriales; Cyphellophoraceae. Gene Ontology annotation, biological process: carbohydrate metabolic process; N-glycan processing. Gene Ontology annotation, cellular component: endoplasmic reticulum; Golgi membrane. Gene Ontology annotation, molecular function: calcium ion binding; mannosyl-oligosaccharide 1,2-alpha-mannosidase activity. The coding region runs from base 1 to 1581 and encodes 526 amino acids. The record is from RefSeq and is a predicted model, not a curated record.